AUGGCGUCCAGCUCUAAGCUGAGCCAUGCCGCCUCGGUACCCGAUACCGGCGCGCCGGCGCUGCCUCCCGACGCGCUGUUCGAGGUCCUGCUGCGCCUCCCGGCCAAGGAUCUCUGUCGCCUCCGCGCCGUCUGCCUGUCCUGGCACGCCCUCACCUCCGACCCUCACUUCGCCGCGGAGCACAAGUCCCGCCACACGGAGCCCCUCUUCGCCCUCACCUUUAGGGACGGUGAUAUCAGGGGCGUCGCCAUCGUGAGCCUGUCGGGGCAGAUUCUCAGGCGGAUACGCAUUGCCUCCGAUCGCAUCGAGUUGCUGCUCACCCACCUCGACCGCCUCUGUGAUGAGUUUGUGGGCAUUUGCAUAGAGCGGAGAUUUAAUUGGGGUUCUGCUUUGAGGCACAACUGCAAGACGGUUACAUAUGCUUUUGGACAGGUUGCUUCUACUGGCGACUACAAGAGAAGUGGAUGCCACCUGCCAACUCUUCGGGGUCCAGAGCCAUUGCGAAGUGCUAAGUUUGGCCUCUACUCUGGGCGGGUACUCUCAUUAGCCAACUUAAAUGGCAGCUUGGUUAUAGUUGACAAUGAUGCUGGUGUCUCUUUCGACCUAUGGUUUCUAGUGGAUCACAAGAGAGGUCUUUGGGUUAAAAAGUACAGAUUAAGUAUGAAGCACCUUGGUUACCUUGUAUAUCCUUUACUGAUAUUAGAUGAUGGGAGGAUAGUCAUUUUUGAAAUGGUUGAGCGAUUGUUAAAAUGCUAUGAUCCAACAACCGACAAUUUAGCAGAUGUGUUGGAUAUCAGGGCAAUGGGACUUGCAGAAUCUCAAAGCAUUGGCGUUUACACAGGAAGCCUGUUGAUCUAG
Molecule: messenger RNA, 858 nt
Organism: Miscanthus lutarioriparius
Lineage: Eukaryota; Viridiplantae; Streptophyta; Magnoliopsida; Poales; Poaceae
Source: the annotation of a GenBank genome assembly